UGUAUGGCGGGCAGUUGAUCUGGCCCUCUCCAGGCUUCGCCCAACCAUGCAUCCCAUCAUUCCUGGGUUGGUAGAGGUCUUCGAGCACUGACAUUUGUGCACGGGAGGCAGCAAGUGAACUGACGCGCCGGAAACUGAUGCGCCAGAAACUGCUCCUGCCGCAGCGGCGGAAUAUGGCCAACAACAACAGCUUGCUGCGAGCCCGUCGCCGCUUACACUUGAGUCCACCGCCGUUCCCUUGCGACAUCCCACGGAAGACCUUGCCAUGAAUGUUCGGUGCCAAAGAGCCAGAAGCUCCUUUCGUUGGUGACUCACGACAUCAUGGCUGUUCAUACACCAAGCCACGUAUAAAGGCACGGAAAUAAAAGUCGAGUGAAGCAGAUUUGAUCUACAGAUCCUGCUACUGUUCGUUCACACCCAUACAGCUUUGAUCACUGCUUCGGAUACCUGCGACCACAGCAAUCGGCUACCCCGUAUUUCUCCCUUCCUCGUUACAAUGGAAAGAAACACGGCAGACACACUUGAAACAGACGUCAUCAUUGUUGGCGCAGGCUUCAGCGGUUGUUAUUCACUGUUCAAGAUUCGACAGGCGGGGUACUCGGCCAAGAUUCUUGAACGUGGAAACGACUUUGGGGGCGUUUGGCACUUCAAUCGGUAUCCCGGAGCCAGGGUCGAUUCCGACACGCCUUCCUACCAGUUCAGCCUGUCCGAAGUCUGGGCCGACUUUCAUUUUACCGAGCGGUUUCCCGGGUACGAAGAAAUCCGCAGAUAUUUUCAUCACGUCGAUGCCACUCUUGGCUUGCGGAAGGAUACGAUUUUCGACGCCCGAGUGGACGAGGUCAAGUACGACCCUGCGGGCAGACGCUGGCAUUUUCGCACGACAAAGGGUCUGUGCGCGACCUCCAAGUACGCAAUCUUCGCAUGCGGCCCGAUGAACAAACCGUACAUGCCUCGUUUUCCAAACCAGGACAUGUUCGGUGGACCCGUCAUCCAUCCGUCCGCAUGGCCCAACGAUCUCCAGCUCACGGGCAAGAAGAUUGGCGUCAUCGGGCAGGGAGCGUCCGGUCUGCAGAUCGUACAGGAGCUUGCCAAAGUGGACUGCCAGCUCACAGUCUUCGUUCGGAACCCCUGUAUCGCGAUCCCCAUGCACCAAAGACAGCUGUCGAACCGAGAGUCGGAAGAGAUGAAGAACUAUUACGACGCCAUAUUCAGCGAGGCCAAGUUCGGCUCGUCUUCGGCGCUGCCCUACAAUCACAAUACCGAUUUGCUUCGCUGCACGACUGAAGCAGAACGGGCCGGUCUGUUCGAGCGACUGUGGAAUAGGGGUGGCCUCGGUCUCACACAGUCGAACUAUCGCGACAUCGCGUUUGACAAGACGGCCAACGCAUGCUUGUACGACUUCUGGGUCCGCAAAACGAGAAGCCGGAUGACGAACCCCGAGAAGAGGGACAUCGUCGCGCCUCUGGAUCAGUUCGAAUGGUUCGGAGCGACACGCGUCAAUCUUGAGAUGGACUACUACGAGAUGCUGGAUCGACCGAAUGUCAAACUGGUCGAUCUCAAGAAGACUCCGAUCCAGUCUUUCGACAGGCAGGGGAUUGUCACCAAGGCCUCAGACGCCUCCAUACACCACGAUAUGGACAUCAUCAUCAUGGCCACCGGCUACGACUCUUUGACGGGUAGCCUGCUUGACAUGAACAUCCACGACAAGCACGGCGUCCGGCUACGGGACGCUUGGAAGAGCGGCAUCAGCACGUAUCUUGGCAUGAUGGUUCCCAAGAUGCCCAACGCAUUCAUGCUGUACGGGCCGCAAGGGCCGACAACGCAAACCAACGCACCGCCCUUCAUUGAGCUUCAGGUUGAUUGGGUGGUAAGCCUCCUCGAGCGGAUGCGCGAAGACGGCCUGCAUUCGAUCGAGCCAUCGGAAGAGUCUUGCCGCUCGUGGAAAAGUCUUGUAAUGGAUGCCUUCGAGUCGACUCUUUUUCGCGACAGCACUGCGUGGUGGACUGGCGCGAACAUCCCGCACAAGAAUAUUGAGCCACUUGUCUUUCUAGGUGGGGUUCAGCAAUGGAGACACAUGUGUAGUCGUUCGCUAGAUGACUGGGAAAGUUUUGUCGUAUCCUAGU
Colletotrichum destructivum is the source of this 2123-nucleotide messenger RNA. Its product is annotated as Putative flavin monooxygenase, FAD/NAD(P)-binding domain superfamily. The record is from RefSeq and is a predicted model, not a curated record. Gene Ontology annotation, molecular function: N,N-dimethylaniline monooxygenase activity; NADP binding; flavin adenine dinucleotide binding. Bases 497 to 2122 code for a protein of 541 amino acids. The transcript has a single exon. Lineage: Eukaryota; Fungi; Ascomycota; Sordariomycetes; Glomerellales; Glomerellaceae.